AUGGCGUCACUCCCCAAGAGAAUUAUCAAAGAAACAGAACGUUUAGUUCUCGAUCCUGUUCCUGGCAUAAAUGCUGUACCACAUGAGGAUAACUUGAGAUAUUUUCAAGUAACUAUAGAGGGCCCUCAGCAGUCUCCGUAUGAAGAUGGCGUCUUUGAGCUGGAGCUUUUUUUGCCUGAUGACUAUCCCAUGGAGGCUCCCAAAGUGCGUUUCUUGACCAAAAUUUACCACCCUAAUAUCGAUCGGCUGGGACGAAUCUGUCUGGACGUGCUGAAAGCGAACUGGUCUCCAGCAUUACAGAUAAGAACCGUUCUCUUAUCCGUUCAAGCGCUCCUUGCAAGUCCUAACCCCAAUGACCCAUUGGCUAACGACGUUGCUGAAGAUUGGCUAAAACAUGAGGACGAAGCCAUCGCCAAAGCCCGCGAGUGGACGAAACAAUAUGCAAGCCGAAAAUGA
This is a messenger RNA of Lachancea nothofagi CBS 11611, 456 nucleotides long. The record is from the annotation of a GenBank genome assembly. Lineage: Eukaryota; Fungi; Ascomycota; Saccharomycetes; Saccharomycetales; Saccharomycetaceae.